AAGCAGAAACUAGAGGUGAUGAGCCUCACUACCUGAUCAGUCACAGACUGGGAAGGAAGCAGCGAUCUCUGGACUAGAACACAACUUUGGGAAGUCCGGGAUAAUGAAGCUGCUGCAGGAAGCCGACGAGGCAACAAGCAAGAGAAAGCUGAUAAAAUCUCAGCUGGAGAAACGUCGAAGGGAGAGAAUGAACCGCAGCCUGGAGCGCCUGAGGACCAUGUUGCUCCAGGAGCCUCAACAAGCCGGGACGCAGCACAGAGCGGAGAAGGCGGAGAUUCUGGAACACACCGUUUUCUUCCUGCACAAAAACGCCAAGGAACACAAGGAAAAGACGGGAGGCCCAACACGCUCCUUCCAAGACGGCUUCUCCAGCUGCCUGCAGAGGGCGUCUCAGUUCCUGGGGCCCGAAGGCAAAGGCCUCUGGCUCGGACCGGUCCUGGACGCCACCUUCUCCGCGCGCUUCACGCGCUCAGACAGCCAUUCUGCAGACGCCUGGAUCAGAACCUCCAUCUCCAUGACCCACACCAAGUCCCUCCUCCAGAUGCUGAGGCUGAGGUCCAGGUCCGGGCAGCGCACGCAGGCCUCCGGGGCGAGCACCUCGGCUCAGAUUUGCCUGACGAUGCCUCAGGGGCCUCAGGGGCCCCCUGGGCUCCAGACGGGAGCGGAGAGAGCGGGGAGCAAAGAGAGCUCGGCCCAGAGCGGGACCCUGAGCCAGACUUUAUGGAGACCUUGGCCCUGAUCAUCAAGCCGUGACCUCAGAACUGUCCACAAAUACCCGUCCCUUCCUUUAAACCGCUUCUCUUUUUACGUUGCCUUCAAAAAAUAUAUUCUAAUCCUACUUUCUUUGUAAGAUCAUGCCCACGAUCCUGUAAAUAAUGUAAAAAAAGAGAGAAAAGUCCUGAUUUGUACCUGUGCUGUAGUAUUUUUGAUAAGGUUGACUCACUCCUGCUGUACCUCAGUCAGCGUGGCGGCCAUGUUAACUGCUGGCAGGCACGCAUGCAGGGACUCUCCCCGACCAGGACCUGAUCCGGACCCUCCAGGCGGCCCAGCCGGCACCGCUGCCGUGCCGAAGAGCCAUCGCAGAGGUGAGUAUCCCCACAGCUGCCGUUCUGCCUGUGCUUUUAGAAAGCCUGCUUUUGUCAUGUACGUCAGUGAUGCUAACGUGGAUAAUGAUCCAGUGUCAAUCCGUCACAUUUCCAGGUGUGGAACCUGGAGGUUUGGGUUUGGGAGAGAGCCCUCUGUUUUUCAUCUAAGUGCCGUCUUAUCUGCUGGCACAAACGACAUCUGUGGCUCUGAGUACAAAAUAACACGCAUCCCUUCCCAAAGAUAUUCGCCUAUAUCUUGUCUGUUUUGCACACUAAUUUAUUCUGCUUGUCUCCCUAUGGUGAGCAUUAUUCUGUCUUUUUAUAUAUAA
Molecule: messenger RNA, 1414 nt
Organism: Fundulus heteroclitus (mummichog)
Lineage: Eukaryota; Metazoa; Chordata; Actinopteri; Cyprinodontiformes; Fundulidae
Gene: her7
Product: hairy and enhancer of split related-7
Exons: 3
Coding region: 104-739 (211 amino acids)
Biological process (GO): regulation of transcription by RNA polymerase II; regulation of neurogenesis; anterior/posterior pattern specification
Cellular component (GO): nucleus
Molecular function (GO): RNA polymerase II cis-regulatory region sequence-specific DNA binding; DNA-binding transcription factor activity, RNA polymerase II-specific; protein dimerization activity
Source: RefSeq, a predicted model, not a curated record